GUGAUUGCCAGCCACUUGAUGCCUGCUGAGAUCAGGCCAAAGCAAUAUCUAAUGUACAAGUAGUGCUUUGACGCCACAGCUCAAUUAAGUUUGUAACAACAACAGAUGUAGUGUGGUGUGUGAGCCUUUAAAAGGCGGGGCUUAGUUUGGGUGUGAGAUUUUUUAUUUUAUUUUUUCCCACUCCAGUGACAAUGUAUCUGAAAAUUGCUUGAAACUUGAAAUCUGACUCACAGCGCAAAGCAUUUUUUGAAUAAAUUGAACUGGUAAUGGCAAGUUCCACCUCAUGUAAGAUACUUUUUGAAAUCUGUUUCCAGCUCGAGGCCGGCGGCUACCACGAAAGGGGCUCGAUUCCGCGAAGCCUCGCUCGGCUGUGGGGAAAUAUGCCGCCAUUCUGGUGGGUGCCCCCGCCGAGGUCCGCGGGGCUCAUCAUCCGCGUGACUCGGAUGACUGCGAGAAUGGCGGCCGGCCACCUGCGGCGACUUCUCGUCCCGAGGUGCGAUCCGAUGCCGGAAAACCGGAACAAUCCACCUUGAGGAAAUAGCCCACAGUGACAAGCUCAAGUCCAAAGUAGGACCAGAUUGAGGCCCGUCUAUUUUACGCGGUCAACCAACCAUCUUGUCCUCCCAAUCAGCAAGACACUUCUUCACACCGUUGUGUGGCUCAAAUUCAAAAGCAGCAGGCAGUCAACGCGGGGCCCUCUUCCUCUGUGGCCUCUCCCCAGCUGAAUAAGGAGUCGAAAGAAAAUGCGGCAGCACAGCAGCAGGCCAUGUUGGACCACAUCAAACCAUGCUGGUACUGGGACAAGAAAGAUUUAGCACACACGCCCUCUCAGUCGGAAGGCCUGGACCCAGGCACCGAAGCCCGCUACCGCAGAGAGGGAGCCCGCUUCAUAUUCGACGUGGGCACCAAACUCGGCCUACAUUACGACACACUGGCGACGGGCAUCAUCUACUUCCACCGUUUCUACAUGUUUCACUCUUUCAAGCAGUUCCCCAGAUAUGUGACGGGAGCUUGUUGUCUCUUUCUGGCGGGCAAAGUGGAGGAAACGCCCAAAAAGUGCAAAGACAUCAUCAAGACGGCACGCAGUUUGCUCAACGAUGUGCAGUUUGCGCAGUUUGGAGAUGACCCCAAGGAGGAGGUGAUGGUGUUGGAGCGAAUCCUGCUGCAGACCAUCAAGUUUGACCUGCAAGUAGAGCAUCCUUACAUGUUCCUCCUGCGUUACGUCAAGCAGCUCAAAGGGGAGAAGAAUAAAGUGUGCAAGGUGCUCCAGAUGGCUUGGACCUUCGUCAACGACAGCCUGUGCACCAUGCUGUCGCUGCAGUGGGAGCCGGAGAUCAUCGCGGUGGCCGUCAUGUACCUGGCGGGCCGCCUGUGCAAGUUCGACCUCCAGGAGUGGACGGCAAAGCAAUCGUCGCGCCGCUGGUGGGAGCAGUUUGUCCAAGACGUCCCCGUUGAGCUCCUCGAAGACAUCUGCCAUCAGAUCCUGGACUUGUACUCCCACGGCAAUAAGCCCAUCCCCCAGCAGAUGCAGGAUAAGGAGCGGGCGCCCGCUGCCCCCAUCCUGACUCCCACCCCCCCGGCGCCGCCAUUAGCCGCCAACCCUCCGCCGCCUCCGCCCCCGGCCAAGAAGGCGUCCCCGCAAGGCGGGAGCCCAGCGCGACAACUCAAACGGACACAUACCUCCCCCAAGGAAGAACCAAAGCCCUCAGAACAAGCUGGAUCAAAGAUUCCUCGACUGGAGAGCCCCAUGCCGCCGCUGCCCACUUCGCAACCGCCGCCGCCACCGGAGCGCAAACCCGCUGCCCCUGCCCCACCCACCGAAGUGGAAGCCCCAAGCGAAGCAGCCCCGCCGCCACCUCACGCGCCACCGCCUAACCAGCCCCACGCGCCCCCUCCCCUCCCUCACCGGCCACCUCCGCCGCCACCCUCCAACUACGUCAUGUCCACCACCAGCUCGUACAUGUCGGGCGAGGGCUACCAGAGCCUGCAGUCCAUGAUGAAGACGGAGGCGCCCUCCUAUGCGCCCCCCAUGCCACCAACCUACGCCCCCCCGAUGCCACCCUACCACGUGUACCCGCCGCCCAGCGCCCCACCACCGACCCAUCCUCCACCUGCGGGCUACCCGCCGCCCACAAUGCCUCCUAGCUACCCGCCGCCCGGCUACACCAACUUUCCUCCCCCGCCACACAUGCCACCCACCCACGUACCCCCGCCCAUUGGCCUCCCCCCUGCCGGAUACCCGCCCCCGCCCGUGCCGCAAGGCCAGCCACAGGUGCCCCUGCCCCCGCCACCUGGCAUGCCCAUGAACCGCGGUGGAUGGAUGAGAUGAAACGAGAUGAGAUGAAUUUCAGCCGAUAGAGCCGGUCUAAUUUUUUUGUGUGUUGUUGACAUCGUGUCGUGGUUUAGGUCGACCACGUGGAAUUUUCUGCCCUUGUGUGCCUUACGUUAGCAAGGCAUGGUUCUGCUUCUCACCCUCACCUUUGGGUUUGUGUCAAAUUGGCAUUUUGGGAAAAAUAAUUUGCAUUUUUUGUUCAGUUUUCUUACACCUAGGUUAGGGACCAACACUUGACAGGAAUAGUAGCUGUAUAGACAGAGGCGGGGCCCACUAGCCACAAAUUGUACAACGUGAGAAUAAUCAGUCGUCCCAAAAAUUUUCAAAAUU
Molecule: messenger RNA, 2662 nt
Organism: Syngnathus acus (greater pipefish)
Lineage: Eukaryota; Metazoa; Chordata; Actinopteri; Syngnathiformes; Syngnathidae
Gene: ccnk
Product: cyclin K
Exons: 13
Coding region: 767-2329 (520 amino acids)
Biological process (GO): regulation of transcription by RNA polymerase II; positive regulation of DNA-templated transcription, elongation
Cellular component (GO): cyclin/CDK positive transcription elongation factor complex; nucleus
Molecular function (GO): cyclin-dependent protein serine/threonine kinase activator activity
Source: RefSeq, a predicted model, not a curated record